CAAAAAAGCAACGGCAUCAUAGGCUGGGGCUUUGUACUACGUCUCGCUGAUCCCACUCUUAAGACCCCUCCAGCUGCCCACCACAGCAGAUGAGCACUCAUUCUCACUUGAAGCACUCAAAGGAUCCCAGAAAGCUCAAAAUAUCUGAUGCACCAACACUGAGACAAAACCAAGACUACCAAGAGGCCAUGAGUACGUUCGGCUACCGUCGGGAACUCAGUAAGUACGAGGAUUUGGAUGAAGAUGAACUGUUGGCUUCACUUACUGCCGAGGAGCUCCAGGAGCUGGAGAAGGAGUUGGCUGAUAUUGACCCAGAUGACAAUCUUCCUAUCGGAUUGCGGCAAAGAGAUCAGACCGCUAAGACUCCCACCGGUACAUUCAGUAGGGAAGCUUUGAUGAAAUACUGGGAAAAUGAGACACGGAAACUGCUGGAGGAGGAAAGGAUCGGAUCCACAAGCCCAGGAGAGAAAGACAAAGACAGCAGAGAAGAGGAGGAGGAGGAAUGUGUUACUGAGAGUGACACUGAAGAAUCUGGGGAUGAAAAAGAUGAGGUUGAAGAAAGUGAGAAAGACACACGGAAAUAUAGAGAAGCUGAAGAAGACCAGGAAGAGGAAAGUGAAACAGAUGAACCAGUGACAGAGGAAGAGGAGGAAGAAGAAGAAGAAGAGGAAGAUGAAGAAGAACAAGAAGAGCAAAAAGGAAUUGACAACCGUCCUAAAAUGGGACACUUACUGGAUUGUAAAACUCAACCUCAGCAGUGUUGGUCCACAAGUAGUCAAUCAAAUCAAAGACAGAUGGAUGAUCCAAAACCCCAAAGUCAGGAGCAAGGUCGCAUGUCAGGAAACCCCACUGUGGCUGAUGAGGUUUUGGAAAAGGUCCUCAACAAUGACCAAGAAACUACAGAGGUCAACCUCAACAACAUUGACAACAUCUCCCAAGAUACUCUCAUCCGAUUUGCAGAAGCCUUAUGCACUAAUACACAGGUACGUGUCUUUAGCCUUGCCAACACUCACGCUGAUGACCAGGUGGCUUUUGCCAUUGCUAAGAUGCUGAGAGAAAACCGAAACAUCACAAACCUUAACAUCGAGUCCAACUUUAUCACAGGUAAAGGUAUUCUGGCCCUGGUGCAAGCGAUCACCCGAAACAAUACUCUCACAGAAAUGAGAUUUCACAAUCAAAGGCACAUAUGUGGAGGUCAGGUGGAGAUGGAGAUUGUAAAGUUACUGAGGGAAAAUACCACGCUAAUAAAGUUGGGCUACCAGUUUGACCUUCCUGGCCCACGUAUAAGCAUGACAACAAUUCUCACCCGCAAUCAAGACCUCCAGAGACAGAAGAGAAUGCAGGAGCUGCGUCUGCAGAAUGGAGGUGCAGCAACACCCACAAAUCCAAGAACUGUUGCUCUUCAGAAGAGCACGAGCACUUCUUCUCCUCAAAGCUCGCCUCGGAGUUCACCAUGGUCAUCUCCAAAACUACCACAUGUUGACAUGGUCAAGAAAAAUGUUCCCCCUGCUCCUCCACCACCACCACCACCUCCACCACCCCCGAAAGCCUCCUUCUCAGAAAAGAAAUCUCCCUCGAGAAUGAUUGCUGAGGUCAUCAAAAGGCAAGAGGAGACCUCCAAGAAACAGCAACAUGGUCCCACCAAAUCUAAAUCCAAAAAGGGCAAAAAGAGGCCUCCAAAGCAAACAGAGACAGACAGCAUAUUAAAGGAACUAAAGAACGCUUUGAGACCCAUCAAUGACAGAGAGAACUCCAGACCAUCCACACCUCAACGCUGCGCUCAUGAUGAACUCAUGGCCGCCAUCAGAGGCAGCAGCUUCAGAAAUCUCAGAAGGGUGGAGGUUCCUAAAUAUCUUCAGUAACCAGGCUGUAGGAUCAAACAGCAAGGUGACACUCCCGGUUCAAUACAACAUCUGUGAAUACCAUGUGCUUUCCUCAGAAUUACACCAAGGGUUUAAACAAUUGAUUAGCGCAGGUGUUUUGGGUUUUAAAGCCAAUCAUGUAAAUGUGCACUGAUCACAACAAGAGCAUAUUUUACCUUUAAAGGUCCCAUGAAAUCAAUCCUGAGUUAGUUUUAAGGAUAUAUGAGCUAGUUUGCUCCAAAACAGUGACGAAAUUCACAUUUAGAAGAUAUAAACCUUGUAUAAACAUCCAAAGAUUGUAGUUUGUCACUUCCGUCUAAAUGCAUAAACAAUGCAAGUCAACUCAUACUUCAGUUUCUCAUCAAAUCUUGACCAAUCAAAUGCAUUAUAGCAGGGGUUCUCAAACUCGGUCCUGGAGAUCCAGUGUCCUGCAGAUUUUAACUCCAACUUGCCUCAACACACCUGCAAGGAUGUUUCUAGAAAGCCUAGUAAGAGCUUGAUUAGCUAGCGCAGGUGUCUAAUUGGGGUUGGAACUAAAAUCUUCAGGACACCGGACCUCCAGAAGCGAGAUUGAGAACUCCUGUUCUAUAGUAACUGACAUACCCCAUCCCCUUUAGAACGCUUCUCGGUUGAUUAGCCUGAGGUCAACCACCUUCACUGGCAAAUCUGUGAUAAAAUGAACCACUAUUGGCUGUUUUUAAUCAAGGGGAGGACCUACUUUGUAUAGUAGCUCCUCCCCUUAUUCCAUAUAUAUCCUGCAUUGUGUAUUUCUGUUGAGAUUACGUCAAAUAUCGAAUAAAACAAUGCACAUUUCAAAGACCCUCAAAGGAUCUUUAGGUGUUCUGUAUUGUGAAUGACCCUUGAAAUUUGCACUGUUUUAUUAUUAUUAUAUAUAUUUUUACUGAUUACAAGAGCUAAUAGUAAUAAGAGUUUCUGCUGUUGUUGUGGUUGUACUUUGUCGUUGUUAAAUGAAAAACCAACAUUGCCUUGUUAAUGUUUUUAAACACAUCUUCCAUGUCUGUAUAAAUGUAAAUAUAAGACUUGAUUUAAAAGACUAAAUGUCAUUAAAUGGCAUCAUUUCUGCAAAUCAACGCGUGUUAUUGUAACUUACCAAACCAUUGCAAAGAUCACCCCAUCAUCAGCAAAAGACUGUGCUAGAAUAAAAGAGUAUUAGUUGGAUGAA
Molecule: messenger RNA, 3045 nt
Organism: Danio aesculapii
Lineage: Eukaryota; Metazoa; Chordata; Actinopteri; Cypriniformes; Danionidae
Gene: lmod2b
Product: leiomodin 2 (cardiac) b
Exons: 3
Coding region: 90-1862 (590 amino acids)
Biological process (GO): myofibril assembly; pointed-end actin filament capping; muscle contraction
Cellular component (GO): striated muscle thin filament; myofibril
Molecular function (GO): tropomyosin binding
Source: RefSeq, a predicted model, not a curated record